UCCCGCAUUACUUACCUCAGCUAUACAAAUUCAUCUGUUUUACUGCGACGAGAGUAUUGGCGUGGUGGCAGUGAAGUCUACGCGCCUUCUGCCGCGCCCGGAGAUCGAGUCAUCUCGCCACAGCUCCGACAAGAUUGCUACCUCACAUUUCUAGACGCAAAUAUGUCAAACGUUAAGGUUGAAGAUAAUGAGGAUUUGCAACUGGAUGACAUGUGCCCAUGGAAAAUUGGGGACAAUGUUGCUAGCUCAUCAAGCAGCCGUGUAAGAUCAUCAUUUAUAGAAAUGGGGUUCCCACCAUCUCUUGUUGACAAAGCAAUUGAGGAAAAUGGUGAAGACAAUGAAGGAACACUACUGGAGACUCUAUUUCAGUACUCGGCUCAAAAAGAUACGAGGCCUGAGUCUUUGAAUUCCUUUGGUGGCUUUCUCAACACCAAUGAUGAACUAGCUGGAGUUGUACUACCAAACGAGAAGGUGAAGGUUCCUCAUACAUCCGAAUCAUCUGAUUCUUUGGAUAGCUUGUUUGGAGAGAGAAAUGAUGCAAGCAGCCAUGUCGAUAUUUCAAUGCAUGUUCAUCCUAAAGAGGAACCUGACAUAUCGAGUGGAGUUAAAGAUGGGAAAAAAGCAAGUUUACUGAUGAUGAAUUUCUCUGAGGAUGAAGUUGAUUAUGCUAUAAAUAAACUUGGUGAAAAUGCUCCUAUAAGUGACAUAAUAGAUUUUAUCGCUGCUGCCCAAAUUGCUGAAAACUCUGAAAAGAAUGUUCAGAUUUCUAAUUAUGGUGAUGACGAAAAGAAUGCGGAUGCCAGCACUGAAACCUUGUUUGGGACUUUAAACAAUACGCUUCGGUUGCUCGAAAUGGGUUUUUCGGAGAAAGAUAUUUCUGCUGCUAUCGAUAUGUGUGGUUCAAAAGCUUCUGUCGAGGAACUUGCAGAUUCGAUUGUUUCUGGUCAAAUUGGCAAGUAUACCUAUAAUCCUAGUUGGAAAAGGAAUGCCAGCUCAAGUAGAUCAUUAUAUGGGAUGAAUGGUCAAGGCACUAUGCGUUAUGAUGACUUGACAAUAAAAACUGAAGAUACCAGUCCUGUGUCUCAUUCUGAGUUCAGUAGUAAUGGCAUGAUGGAAAGUUGCAAGGGAAAAAGGCCAAAAGAAGGAUAUAUCGAUGAGUCUAGCAGUUCGAAGAGGCUGAAAGAAGAGUAUGAGGAUGACUCAGGCGCUGCCUUACCACCAUGGCUUGAAGCAAGGCAAGCAAUUUCCAAGACUAGCAGCUCACGGUUAGCACAAAAACAGCGUAAACCACGGCUAACCGGAGAGUCUAUUUCAUUGCCAAAGCCUGUUUCAUGCAAAAGUCUCGAUCGAAUGGUAGCUGGUCCACCGUACUUCUUCUACGGAAAUGUGCUCAAUCUCUCCCAGGAUUCUUGGAUCAAGAUAUCUCAAUUCUUGUAUGCCGUUGAACCAGAAUUUGUGAACACACAGUUUUUUUCGGCAUUCAGUAGGAAGGAGGGUUAUGUACACAAUCUUCCGAAUGAGAAUAGGUUUCACCUCAUCCCUAGAUCUCCGAUGACAAUUGAAGAAGUGAUACCAAGUACGAAAAAAUGGUGGCCUCCAUGGGAUACGAGAAAACAAAUCAGCUGCAUUAAUACUGACCUUACCGGAAUCUCUCAGCAGUGCAAUAGACUUGAAAGUUUACUGAAUGAUUAUGGAGGGUUGCUUUCAAUAGACCAGCAGACAGAUCUCCUUCAUCGCUGUAAAAUAUAUAAUCUUGUAUGGGUUGGUCAUAACAAGUUGAAGCCCAUAGAACCCGAGCAUAUUGAGCGCAUUUUAGGCUACCCUGUCAAUCACACUCAAGCCGCCGGGUUCAGCAUGCAUGAUCGACUUCAGGCUCUGAAACACAGUUUUCAGAUAGAUACCUUGGGAUAUCAUCUUUCUGUUUUAAAAACCAUGUUUCCGGAAGGAUUAACCUUAUUGUCAUUAUAUAGUGGAGUUGGAGGGGCAGAAAUAACUUUGGACCGGCUUGGCAUUCGAUUAAAAGGCGUUGUUUCAGUUGAAACAUGUGAAAUAAAGCGCAAGAUUCUAAAGCAGUGGUGGAGCAAUUCUGGGCAAGUCGGAGACCUCGUGCAGAUUGAAGACAUUCAGAAACUAUCAAGUUCAAAGUUUGAAAUUCUUAAACAAAGGUUCGGAGGAUUUGAUUUGGUCAUUUGUCAAACUCCUAGCACUUACAAUCCAAAAUGCCCUACUAUUGAAGAUCAUGGCAAUAUUUCUGGUCUAGACUUCUCGAUGUUCUAUGAAUUUGUUAGAAUUUUGCAACGUGUAAAGUCCAUGAUGGGAAACAGUAGGUGAACUUCUACAUCUAGUCAUGCUUGUCCUUCACAAUCUUAUUAUGAAAAGGAUGAAUUAGAGUUUAGAGUAUGUAGCAUUCCGUUGCAUCCUUUAGCAAGAUGUAAGAUCAAGAAUUUGUUUCAACUAACUUAUGUGUCUCAUUUCAUUGUGUAGUGCUACUAUUUAAUUAUCAUGUUUCUUUUCA
Messenger RNA from Daucus carota subsp. sativus, 2515 nucleotides. RefSeq names its product probable inactive DNA (cytosine-5)-methyltransferase DRM3. Gene Ontology annotation, cellular component: nucleus. The coding region runs from base 163 to 2331 and encodes 722 amino acids. The transcript is spliced from 11 exons. Lineage: Eukaryota; Viridiplantae; Streptophyta; Magnoliopsida; Apiales; Apiaceae. The record is from RefSeq and is a predicted model, not a curated record.